GCACCGGGACACUGGACCAUGUAUUAAACCAUAAAACGAAAAGGAAAGGAGAGUAAUCGCGAUUUUCUCUGGUUCUUGGUGGAUGGAGGAUCCGUCAUAUUAACAUAUCGGGACUAGGGGCGAGGACGUGGACUGGUCGGGAUCCUGGACGGCUUUCCUGAUUCUUCUUGUCUCUUUCUCUUCCCUCUCUUCUUUACUCUCUCUUUCUCUGGGCUUGUCGCCUUUUCCAUUCUUGUCCCACUUCUUCCUCUGCAUGUUUCUCUCGUCCCGAUUCUACUUAUCUUCAGCGGCCCUUCUGUCUUUCCUUCUCUUCUCUUCCUACCUCCUUGAUUACCUUUUUGGUUUUCUUUGCUUUAUCGCAUUCUGCUCCUGUACAUCUUCCACACAUCAGUGUUCCGUUUCCCCUGCUGUUGCCACGGACUUCUUUCACGUCCACUUAGUAGUCUAUUCUGGUCAUCUUUCGGGGCCUGUCGAUCUUGAUAUUCCUCCCGCACAUCUGGUGCAUUUCAUUUUCCGACAUUGGCACAACACUGAUUUUCCCACUCCCUUGCGGGAAUUAGAGGAGUCUCAACGGGGGAGAAAAGAAAAGAGGAAAGUUAUUACCGACCACUGGGAUCCGCCGUCAAAGUAUCACUUUCAGUCCUUCGUGCGGUCAACACCGCACCACAGGGCCUUUUCGUCUCCCUUCCGACUUUGACUUCCCCCCCUUCAUAUUCCAUUCGGUUGAUCCAUACGACCAUUACAUCCGCCCAUCUGCAAACUCACGCUUAUGAGGGCUCGACUAACCGCUACGGC
Messenger RNA from Aspergillus pseudonomiae, 795 nucleotides. RefSeq lists its product as uncharacterized. The record is from RefSeq and is a predicted model, not a curated record. The transcript has 2 exons. Bases 254 to 697 code for a protein of 147 amino acids. NCBI's taxonomy places the organism in Eukaryota, Fungi, Ascomycota, Eurotiomycetes, Eurotiales, Aspergillaceae.